This is a messenger RNA of Entrophospora sp. SA101, 600 nucleotides long. The record is from the annotation of a GenBank genome assembly. Lineage: Eukaryota; Fungi; Glomeromycota; Glomeromycetes; Entrophosporales; Entrophosporaceae.
AUGGGAAGCACCAUUAGUAUUGGUGAUAUCAGUGUAAAGAAAUAUUAUAAAAAAAAAAAAAACCGUACAAAUUUAUCAUUUUUGUCAUCUUCUUCAUCUUCUGAUGAUAAAUCUUUGUGUUCAUCUAAAAGCUCGGAUGGGAUUAAUGUUUAUAUAGAUGGCAGAAGAUAUCUUGAAAGUUCAAAAUAUUCUUUACCGAACGAUGAUGAAGAGAUUGAUAGAAUGCACAUGCAACAUUAUAUAUCAAGAUUUAUUUGGCAAAAAAAUUUUUGUUCUCCUUUAGAUGAUUUGCUAAGAUACGGUGGUGCAAAAGUUUUAGAUGUUGGGUGCGGUGCCGGGACAUUUUUGCUUGAGAUGGGACAUGAUUAUCCCGAAUCAGAAUUCCUAGGAAUUGAUAUUUCGCCAAUGUAUCCAUCAGAAAUUAAACCUUCUAAUGUGAAAUUUGAACAAAUCAAUGUUCUAGAGGGUUUACCAUACGAUGACAACUCAUUUGAUUUUGUUGUUAUAAGAAAUAUGAUAACUGCUUUUUCUAUAGACGAUUGGGAUUUUUGUAUACAAGAAUUAAUCAGAGUCACUAAACCAGGUGGCUAUAUCGAGUAG